This is a messenger RNA of Dovyalis caffra, 609 nucleotides long. NCBI's taxonomy places the organism in Eukaryota, Viridiplantae, Streptophyta, Magnoliopsida, Malpighiales, Salicaceae. The record is from the annotation of a GenBank genome assembly.
AUGUGCUUUCUUUCUUGGGUUGUCAGUGGAAAUGGCCAAAGCUCGUUUGAAGUGUAUAGGACCAUAGCUUUGGUCACGAGAUUAAUUGUAGGAAAGUGUGGAGAGUCUGUGACGAACAAGAUUGGCUCUGACUCUGAAGGUAGUACUGAUGAUCAGGAUCCAAGGAUGCCUAACUUCACACCAGCGGCCAUGUCUAGCAACUCUUCUUUUGAAUUACCAUCACUUGAUAGUGUAACCUCAAGUCAAAUGAGGGGAUUACGUGCUAUUUUGAAUGAGGCAGAUGAUGGAGAGGACCAGGAAGUCGAACAAGAGAAUCCCACAUUUGAACUUAGUCCAUACAUCGUUGACAAGGUGAAAAUGAAAAGGUACUGGCCAGAUGUAAAUGUUGUGGAAGAGAAUAUCAAGGAGAAAGCACACGGGGAACAACAAAUCUAUGGAAAUACAGAAGAACUUGUUUCGGACAAAGAUAAGAAGGUUGAAGCAAAAAUUAAAGUUAUGUAUAUGAAACACAUUCCUUCCAGUGUUAAAGUUGACUGGUCUCAUGUCGGGUCCGAUGAAUUGGUGGAAAUUCAAGCGGCCAUCUCUGGGUCAGUUUAUCCUAAUAAGUGA